AUGCCAGUUAUAAACCAUUUAGCCAACAAAGUUAAACAUAAGCUACGAGAAACAGUAAGCUGUAUAGUCAAUCCAGAUGCUAGUAAACUAGACGAGGAAGAGGAGGAAUAUCUUGCUGAAGGGCACAGAUAUGAUUCAUUUGCUCCCGUAAGGCAUGAUGCAAUGGUUAAAUUUUUUAUUGAUGGCCACGAUUAUUGCUGGGCUGUAUCAGAAGCUAUUGAGAAUGCAAAAGAAGUCAUCUUUAUUGCAGAUUGGUGGCUGUCACCAGAGCUGUACCUCCGAAGACCCCCAGCCAAAUAUCCGCAAUAUCGAAUUGAUAAUUUACUAAAGAGAAAGGCAGAAGAAGGUGUUCUUAUUUACAUUGUUGUAUACAAGGAAGUCGAGAUGGCAAUGACACUGGAUAGUGCCUAUACGAAGAAGAAAUUACAGGAUUUGCAUGAGAAUAUUGUAGUGCAAAGGCACCCUGAUCAUGCAGUCGGAGGAACAUUCUUUUGGUCUCAUCAUGAAAAGUUUGUUGUAAUUGACAAUCGUAUUGCCUUUGUGGGUGGAAUUGACUUAUGCUAUGGACGCUGGGAUACGCAUGCACACCGGUUAGCAGACUUUCAUUCAUCCGAUCCUACUUUAGAAAUAUUCCCUGGUCAAGAUUAUAGUGAUGCACGCUUACGAGACUUUGAGCAUGUUAAUGAAUGGGAUCUGAGACUUGUAGACAAGACAGUUAUUCCUAGAAUGCCUUGGCACGACAUGGCCUUAUGCAUGUUAGGUCAUCCAGUCUUGGAUGUUGCACGUCACUUUUGCGACAGAUGGAAUUUUAUUAAGCAAUCAAAGGCACUGGACAAAAGACAUGUGCCUUUCCUAAAGCCACCUGCUGGUGGUUACAGUAGUUACCAAAACUUCAAGAUCCCUCUGGAGAGUAGAUUGUUGCGAUCCUACCACUAUGGUCACUCAACCCAUGGCGUUCAAGGCACAUGUCGAGUUCAAGUACUUCGUAGUAGCGCAGAAUGGAGUUCAGGCAUUAAAUUAGAGCAUUCUAUUCAAAACGCUUACAUUGAUGUCAUUACACAAGCAAAGCAUUACAUUUACAUAGAAAACCAAUUCUUUAUUACAACAACUGAAAAAGAUGAUAAUUACAUCAUAAAAAAUCAAAUUGGAACUGCCAUUGUGAACCGUAUUAUUAAAGCUCACGAGGAACAAGAAAAAUUCAAGGUUUUUGUGCUGAUUCCUUUGAUGCCUGCUUUCCCCGCUGAAUUAAGCACCAAGGAUGCAGCUACAGCAAGACUGGUUAUGUAUUAUCAAUACGUUUCCAUAUGUAGUGGACCUAAAAGUAUUUAUGAAAAGCUUCGAAAAGCAAACAUAAACCCCGAAGAUUACAUUCGCUUUUACAGCUUAAGAAGCUAUGACCGAAUCAAUCGCCCUAUAGUCGAAGAAAUGCUUGCAAGAAGCGCAGGAUAUACAUCUUAUGAUGCCCUAGGCCGAGUCAUUUUGAAUGAACAAGAAAAAGAGGAAAAGGAAAUUCCACCUGCUGGUUUUGUUCUUCCACAAGAUCGACCUCCCAGAGAGGGGUUCACUGCUGCUACGUCAAUUGCACCAGAUGCGAUGGAUGGUGGACAUAAGGUGAUGAACGAACCUUGGGUAAGCGACAGGGCGAAUUAUCAGCCUAGAGAUGAUAUCCAUGAAAAGCAAGAAGCUAGUGAUUAUGUAACAGAAGAACUGUACAUUCAUGGAAAACUACUUAUUGCAGAUGAUCGUGUGGUUAUCAUGGGCUCUGCUAAUCUGAACGAUCGUUCACAAUGCGGUGAUCGAGACUCAGAAAUUGCAGUUAUUGUGGAAGACCAAGAGAUGAUACUCUCUCGUAUGAACAAUCAACCAUAUGAAGCAAGUAGAUUCGCAGCUACCCUUCGACGUCAAUUGUGGAAAGAACAUUUAGGUCUGAUCAAAGAGGAAGAAAUGGAUUUUGUUACACCGGCUAUGCUGCCAUUGCCUGUGCCCCACGUGGAUUUGACUCAGACCAAGGAGGACCACUGGGUGAUGGAUCCUCUUGAUGAAGAAACACUCAUACGAUGGAACAAGACUGCAGCAACAAAUACCCUUGCUUUCCGUAACGUUUUUCACUGUGUCCCUGAUGAUACAUUGACAAACUGGGAUGAAUAUCAUGCAUUUUACCCCGAUCCAAGCAAGAUUAAUCUUGGUCAUGUUUAUGAUCCCAGUAUGCCUGUUCAAGAAAUCAGAGAAAAUUUGGACAAGAUUCAUGGUCACCUUGUUGAGUUCCCUACCCAAUUUUUACGUUUUGAAGACCUGCAAGGAAGCUCAUUACCCAUCGUAGGAACAGCUGUACAAGAAUUAUACACUUAA
Messenger RNA from Rhizopus microsporus ATCC 52813, 2349 nucleotides. Its product is annotated as phospholipase D/nuclease. The record is from RefSeq and is a predicted model, not a curated record. The transcript is spliced from 14 exons. NCBI's taxonomy places the organism in Eukaryota, Fungi, Mucoromycota, Mucoromycetes, Mucorales, Rhizopodaceae. Bases 1 to 2349 code for a protein of 782 amino acids. Gene Ontology annotation, biological process: phosphatidic acid biosynthetic process; intracellular signal transduction; cell motility. Gene Ontology annotation, molecular function: D-type glycerophospholipase activity.